AUGGUAGUAUCAAAGCCAGGUCCUUCCCUGUUUGAGACCCCAUGUUAUAUUGUCGAUGCUCCAGUUGUACCUGGCAUUAAGGGGACGUUAGAGUGGGAAUACUUUAGUGCUGGAGGUGAAAAUCCAGAAUCUUUCUACAGAGCAUUCAGCAGUGAUGUCCUGGAGGCUGCUUUCAAUACCCCAAAGGACAGGUUAGAGAGCCUAUUUGGACAACAAAAACAAGGCAUAGUAAUCAAAGCCAGUGAAGAGCAAAUUAGAGCUAUAAGCGAACACACUUCACACUCUACUAAGCAAACUAAAGCUGAAACCAAAGGCCCUGUCAAUAUAUUAAAAGAUCGCGCAAUAAUUAGUAGUAGAUUUGGACAGCUCUUUGUAGCAUCUUCUGAGAGAUUUGAACAAUUGAGGGAUUUGAAUACUGCUGUUGCCUUCAUGAACAUCAACCAAGGUGGAAUGAUAUUACCAGUCUACCAUACAAAGAUUACAUGGUUGGUAAUGGUUGCACAAGGAAAAGGGCUCUUUGAAAUGGUUGGUAGCCAAAGCCAGAGACAAGGCCAUUAUCAGAUAGUCCGAGGUUGUCUAUCAGUUGGUGAUUUUCUUGUAAUCCCCGCAGGCCACCCUAUAACCGCUACAGCCACCGGAGAUUCAAAUCUCAGUACGGUUGCUUUCGGAAUCAAUGCCCAUAACAACAAAAUGAACUUCCUUGCUGGUCAAAAGAGCAUAUGGAGAAAUGUAGAUAGGGAAGCAAAAGAACUUUCCUUCAACAUGCCAGCAAGGGAGGUUGAAGAAAUCUUGCAGAAGCAACGUCAGUCUUACUUUGUGGCAGGGCCAGAACAGCGCCAACAGCAGCAAUAUGUGUCUUCAAUUUUGGACUUCGUUUUCUAGUUGUAAAUGAAGUGAGAGCUUUAUGAAUAAAUAAAGAAAGGC
This is a messenger RNA of Lycium ferocissimum, 924 nucleotides long. RefSeq names its product vicilin Car i 2.0101-like. Bases 1 to 882 code for a protein of 293 amino acids. The transcript is spliced from 5 exons. NCBI's taxonomy places the organism in Eukaryota, Viridiplantae, Streptophyta, Magnoliopsida, Solanales, Solanaceae. The record is from RefSeq and is a predicted model, not a curated record.